GGUGCGGCGGAGGAGAGAAAGCAUCUUUGUCUGCACGGAGAAGCUCGGGGCUUCCCUGCCUGCCUGCCUCCAUCGACACAACACCAUCUAAAAAGAUAAGAAGACUAUCCUUCCUGAAGACAGAGGUCGCAUAUUCAUCUGCCGCAUUCAUCUCUGCUCAGUUUAGAUUUUUCCCCCCACCACCCCUUCCUCUUGUGCUUGCGUUUGCCUGGCUGGAAUAAUCGCGCCGUGUCCAUGUGUCGGAUCGCUGGAUGAUGCUCAGGAUGUUGGGAGGCUGAGCAGAAUGGAGGCUGUACCUAAGCUGUGUGCUUAGCUAACCCAUGGAGAACUGACAGGAACAGCGCUGGAUGGAGGCCAAGACACUGGAUGGCGACGACGAGGAAGCACACUGUUUUGUGGAUCACUUGUGUUGUUGGUUCUCUUUCUCUGCCGAUCCAAAGUAGAUGCAAAGUGUUGUCAGAUGUGCCUCAUUUGUUCAGUCUGUCACGUGUCCCCCAUGGAGAGAUGGCAACAAAAAUCAAUAUAGACAGUCAAGGCUAAAGAAACACAUUCACUGCAUGUGGGAUUUGCAGUCCUGUAUCUGCUAAGUUUUUUUGGUGGUUAGCUAAGAAGUGUAAACACUAGAUAACGUUAUCUUCUCACAGCUCUGUUGGAUUUUGUAUGAAUUAUAGACCACAGGGGAGCCAGUAGGUGUAGAUAGUAACCACAAUGGGCAGGUGUAGAGACGAGGCUUCCUGGUUACUGUUGUUAGCCGGGUUGGUGCUAACAGCAAAAGCUUUGGAGUACGAGGGUGUUCCUGGGCAGUGGACCCGCUAUGGCCAGUGGGAUGCCAAGGCGACAGGUGAGCUGAGCUUUAUCCUCAAAACCAACAUCAGCAAAGCCCUGGUUCUCUAUCUGGAUGAUGGCGGGAACUGCGACUUCCUGGAGCUUCUCAUCGCAGACGGGAGGGUCCACAUGCGCUUCACCAUCCAUUGUGCCGAGCCGGCUUCCCUGCACACCGAGACGAGAAUCAACGACCUGCGCUGGCACAGAGUCCUCCUCUCCCGUAACCACAGAGAGACCCGGCUGGUGGUGGACAACGAGGAGAAAGUGGCUGAGGUGAAGUCCAAGAGAAAAGAGAUGGUGGUGGUCAGCGACCUGUACGUGGGGGGGAUCUCCCCCGAUGUACGUCUGUCCGCGCUGACGUCCAGCACGGUUAAGUACGAGCCGCCAUUCCACGGCCUUAUAGCCAAUCUGAAACUAGGGGAGGCGCUACCGUUACUUCUGGAUGGCCAAGCUGUCCAUAGUGAUUUGGAGUACAUAUGUGCCAUACACUCUCCAUGCAACAAAGGUGUGUGCUCCGUCAGCCAAGGAGAGGUCCUCUGUGACUGUAUCAACACCAGCUCCAGGGGAAGGUACUGCCAUGAAGCUGUCCAGAAAGAAGUAGAAGGUCUGGCGCACAUGAUGUUAAACCGCCAAGUUUUUCGCCAAGGGCAGGAGGAGUCAGUGGCCACCUUCAAAGGCAAUGAGUUCUUCAGCUACAACCUGUCCCUGACUCCCAUCCAGAGCAGUUUGGAUGAGAUCACGCUGUCCUUCCGCACCCUGCAGAGGAACGGCCUGCUGCUCCACACCGGGAAGUCCGCUGACUACGUCAACCUGUCCCUGAGGAACGGGGCUCUGUGGCUGGUCAUCAACCUGGGCUCUGGUGCCUUCGAGGCCCUGGUGGAGCCCGCCAAAGGAAAUUUCAACGACAAUGUCUGGCAUGAUGUUCAAGUGACGCGCAACCUCCGCCAGGUGACAAUCCUGGUGGAUGGGAUUCUCACCACCACAGGCUACACCCAGGAGGAUUACACCAUGCUGGGCUCCGAUGAUCUCUUCUACAUCGGAGGCAGUCUGAACACGGCCGACCUGCCAGGCUCCCCGGUCAGCAACAACUUCCUGGGCUGUCUGAAAGAUGUGGUCUACAAGAAUAAUGAGUUUAGACUGGAGCUGUCACGACUGGCUGAACAGCGGGACCCAAAGAUCAGUAUCCAUGGCGACCUGAUAUUCAGCUGCGAGGACGUGGAGGCCCUGGAGCCGAUCACCUUCGACACUCCCUCUGCCUUCUUGACUUUACCCAGGUGGAACACAAAGAAGACGGGCGCCAUAUCUUUUGACUUCCGCACCACGGAGCCCAUGGGCCUGCUGCUGUUCAGCCAUGGCAGUAUGCAGGGCGCGAUGCCAGACAAACCCCGCGCCGACUUCUUCGCCAUCGAGCUGCUGGACGGGUUCCUCUUCCUGGUCAUGGAUAUGGGCUCUGGCAGCAUCAAAAUGAAGGCCAGUAACAAGAGGCUGGAUGAUGGCGAGUGGUGCCGUGUGGACUUCCAGAGGAGGGGUCGUAACGGCUUCAUCUCUGUGAAUAGCCAGAGCAUCCCCUUUGCUGCUAAUGAAGGCAGCGAGAUCCUGGACCUUGACGGGGAGAUGUAUCUCGGGGGGUUACCUGAGGAUCGGCAUGCCCUCAUGCUGCCCCCCGAGGUGUGGACCGCCUCCCUCAGCCUGGGCUAUGUGGGCUGUGUGAGGGACCUGUUCAUAGACGGACAGAGCCGUAACCUGUGGAGGCUGGCGGAGGUUCAGAGCGCCACAGGUGUGAGCAGCUUCUGCACCAGAGAGACCCACAUCAGGUGUGCCAGAGACACUUGUGCCAACGGCGGACACUGCAGGGAAGGUUGGAACCGACACAUCUGUGAAUGCAACGGUACCGGCUACCUAGGUCCCAGCUGUGAGAAGGAGGCCACGAUGGUGAGCUACGACGGCAGCAUGUAUCUGAAGGUGCUGCUGCCAAGGACACUCCACACAGAGGCAGAGGACGUGUCCCUGCGCUUCAUGUCCCUGAGGGCCUUUGGCCUGCUGGUGGCCACCACCUCUCAGCAGUCAGCGGACACACUGCGUCUGGAGCUGGACGGAGGCAGAGUGAAGCUCACUGUGAACCUGGAUUGUAUCAGGAUAGACUGUAAUCUCAGCAAGGGUCCAGAGGUACUGUUGGUAGGCGAGAAGCUGAAUGACAAUGAGUGGCACACCGUGAAGGUGGUGCGGCGUGGGAAGAAUUUGCAGCUCUCUGUGGACAAUGUGACAGUGGAAGGCCACAUGACAGGCGCCCACACCCGCCUGGAAUUCAACAACAUCGAGACGGGGAUCAUGACAGAGCGGCGGUUCAUCUCCGUGAUGCCUUCCAACUUUAUCGGCCAUCUGCAAGCUCUCUCCUUCAACGGGAUGCUGUAUCUGGACCAGUGCAAGAACGGAGACAUCUCCUACUGCGAGCUGAAUGCUCGGUUCGGCAUGAGGCACAUCUUGGCCAAUCCUGUGACUUUCACAGCGCAGGCCAGCUAUCUGGCCUUCUCCACCUUGCAGGCCUACGCCUCCAUGCACCUCUUCUUUCAGUUCAAGACCACCAGUCCUGACGGGCUGAUACUUUACAACUCUGGAGAUGGUAGUGACUUCAUCGUGGUGGAGCUGGUCAAAGGGUACGUUCAUUAUGUUUUCGACUUGGGAAAUGGGCCGUCGCUAAUGAAGGGAAACUCUGACAAGCAACUUAAUGACAACCAGUGGCACAAUGUGAUGAUCUCCCGGGACAACAGCAAUGUGCACAUCCUCAAGAUUGAUUCCCGCACCGUCACCCAACACGCCAAUGGAGCCCGCAACCUCGAUUUGAAAGGCGAGCUGUACAUUGGUGGUGUUGGGAAGAGCAUGUACAGCAGCCUGCCGAGGUUAAUAGCAUCCCGGGAAGGGUACCAGGGCUGCCUGGCGUCUGUGGACCUGAACGGGAGACUCCCCGAACUGCUGGCCGACGCCCUUCACAAGGUCGGAGAGGUGGAGCCCGGCUGUGGAGGCCCCAGCACCACCUGCACCGAGGACUCCUGUCAGCACCAGGGAGUGUGUCUGCAGCUGUGGGAGGGCUUCUCCUGCGACUGCACCAUGACCAGCUACGGGGGGCCGUUCUGCAAUGACCGUGAGUACAGGUUAAUUACGCCUCACGGGGUAGAAGAGUGGUAG
Notothenia coriiceps (black rockcod) is the source of this 4008-nucleotide messenger RNA. Its product is annotated as neurexin-2-like. Lineage: Eukaryota; Metazoa; Chordata; Actinopteri; Perciformes; Nototheniidae. The record is from RefSeq and is a predicted model, not a curated record. Bases 709 to 4008 code for a protein of 1099 amino acids. The transcript is spliced from 16 exons.